AUGAACGGCGACCAUGGACCUAUCUUGGACAAGGAUAACAUUAUAAAUGUAAGAGAUGGAGAAUCGCUUUAUCAGAUAUGCAUCAAACUGCGCCGGCGCUUGUCUGGCGUCCCUGGCUUCCGCCCUUACCUCGACGAGAUGGAAGAGCGCGAGGCGGACGGCUUGACCGAUCCCGUAUCCUCCCUAUGGCAGUGCUUCCGGAGUGGACUGCCAUUGCUCACCAUCUAUAAUGCUUCCGACCCCGAAGAAGGCGAGCUUGUGGUUGGCACGAGUCGCCCAGAGAGGGUGGGGAAGGAAGCUGCCUUCCUCUUCAUCAAGUCUUGCAUGCAGAAGAUGAACAUCCCAGCAGCGGACACCUUCACAGUCACCGACUUAUACAGUGAUAACACCACUGGUUUUGUCAAAGUGACGAAGCUCGUUAAUCGUGUGCUCGAUAUGUUGCGACUCAGUGGCAAGUUACAUCCAUCCACGGAUAGCGAAGACUCCCGGGAUGGGAUCGACGCUGCCUCCAACGCUCCGGAACAAGCGCCAAAGUCGAUGACCCGCAGACAGUACAUUUUGAGGGAACUCGUGGAGACGGAAAGGCAAUAUGUCCAUCACUUGCAGAAUUUGCAAGCUUUGAAGAAGGAAUUGGAAGAAGUCGGCGCGCUGACGGGCGAUGCCAUUCACAAUAUUUUUCUGAACCUCAAUAAUCUACUGGAUUUUGCGCAACGAUUUUUGAUCCGUAUUGAACAACAAAAUGAGAUACCCGAGGAGCAGCAAAACUGGGGCCAACUGUUUGUCCACUACAAAGACCCGUUCAGGCAAUAUGAGCCCUUCAUCGCCAACCAGAGGAGAUGCGAAGCCGCUUGCCAGCAAGAAUGGGACAAAAUGGUUGCUCAUGCCCGAUCGACACUCACGCAGCAAAUGCUCGCAAACCCUACCAUUCUGAACGGAUUUCUACUAAAGCCAUUUCAGCGGCUGACGAAAUAUCCGUUAUUGCUGAAGGAUCUUCUCAAUCAAACGCCAGACGAACAGCUAAAGUCCGACAUCACAAACGCCAUCGCAAUCAUUCAAGACGUGCUGAUGCAGGCGGAUGCUUCUAUCGACAAAGAGACCAGGGACGACGCUCUCCAAGAUCUGCAAGAGCGGAUCGACGACUGGAAACAACUACAAAUAUCCUCGUUUGGGGAACUGCUUCUACUUGGAACAUUCAAUGUGAUGAAGGACAGCGGUCUGCGGUCGGAGGAGAAGGAGUAUCACAUCUACCUUUUCAGCCGCAUCUUGAUCAUGUGCAAGGAUGUCAAUGCCAACAAGCCCAAGAACAGAUUGGCGAACAACAAGCCCUCGCUCAGUCUUCGGGGCAAGCCAAAGAUGAACUUGAAGGGUCGAAUCUACUUCACCAACGUCACCUCGGUCACGCCGCAAACGAGUCCCGGCAAUUAUUCUUUGCAGAUAUCAUGGAAAGGUGAGCCUGCGGUGGAAACAUUCAUCAUCAAGUUCAAAAACGACGACACCCUGCAGAAAUGGCACAACAUGAUCGAGACCCAGCGUUCGUCCUGCAUGCUGGAGGCCAAGUCGAGGGGCAUAUCUGAGACGCAUCUCCUGUCAUUACAGGGCGCCAAUCUCGAGAACCCGUACCUUGCUCAAGACGAGGAUGAUGACUACAGCAGACUCUCUGGAACCACCUAUGGCGGCACAGAAGUCAACGGCUUUUCGGAAUUCAGCAUGAGCAGAAACGCGUCAAGCACCAGUCUGCGGUCACGAUCCGCCACCAACGGGAGUGGUGGUAGUGGUCCUCAUAUGUCGGCAGGGCGCAUGCGGGUUCCGACCGCUGAGAUAGGCGGCCUUUCGCUCAAUACUCGAGGUCUGCCGCAGGCGUCUCCACAAGACUAUCCCGCCGGCUCGUACUUCUCCCCUAUCGAUCGGGAUACGCCACCAGGAUCCUCCAUGUCAGCCCGGUCAAGUUCGCAGUCUGCUUUUGCAGGCUACCAGCGUGGCACCACUCCGGUCAGUGGAAGCAUGUAUGCGCCCGAAUCCUACCGGAACACGGCGCCUGCCGUGGCUCGAAACCCGAAUGGGCAAUCAAAUGGUAAUCCGUACUUGAGCGGUGGUCGAAGUCGAGGACCUUCGUCCGGGCCCAGUAUAGGGCCUCCUCGCAUGCGAUCGGCAAGCAGUCCCGAUGUGCAUCCUAUGAUUCAACAGAGCCGUAAGUACACUUCAUCUGAAAAUGUACCAAAUGUGCCCCCUAUCCCAGCGCACAUGGCAAAGCAGAUGGCGCCUCCUAGCAGGAGCCAAAGCAAUUCGCCGAAUAAUGGGCCGCCUUCGCGCGGCGGGACUCCUCACCAGCAGUACGGGCUACCCCAGACGGUGCGUCCUGGCAUGCCAAAUCAUGGAUAUAGCUAUGAUCCGCCCUACGGUCCUGAUGCUAGACGGCCCGGACACGCACCAUCUCUCUCACAGAGCCGAGCCUUUUCGCCUCCAAUUUCGUCACCGUCGAGUGACGGAGAUUCGUACAUCCCAAGUCAGCUCAAAGCGAAGGUCUGUUUCGAAGAGAACUACGUUUCGAUGAUAAUAGCCAGCAAUAUCCAGUUUCGGUCCUUGGCAGACCGAAUCGACGCAAAGCUGGCAAGGUUCACCAGCCAUUCUAUUGCAUCGGGCUCGGUUCGGUUACGCUAUCGGGACGAAGAUGGCGACUUCAUCCUGAUCGAUAGUGACGAGGCCGUACAUGAAGCGCUGCUGGACUGGCGCGAGACACAUGCUGUGAACUCGUCAAAUCCACAAAACGCCGAACUGUUGCUCUUUGCGCAUGCUGCUGCCAGCGACGGUGUCGGGAAUGGUUGA
Cladophialophora yegresii CBS 114405 is the source of this 2823-nucleotide messenger RNA. RefSeq lists its product as uncharacterized. The transcript has 2 exons. The coding region runs from base 1 to 2823 and encodes 940 amino acids. Lineage: Eukaryota; Fungi; Ascomycota; Eurotiomycetes; Chaetothyriales; Herpotrichiellaceae. Gene Ontology annotation, biological process: intracellular signal transduction; establishment of cell polarity; septin ring organization. The record is from RefSeq and is a predicted model, not a curated record. Gene Ontology annotation, molecular function: protein binding; guanyl-nucleotide exchange factor activity. Gene Ontology annotation, cellular component: division septum; mating projection tip; cytoplasm.